Coregonus sp. 'balchen' is the source of this 11779-nucleotide messenger RNA. NCBI's taxonomy places the organism in Eukaryota, Metazoa, Chordata, Actinopteri, Salmoniformes, Salmonidae. The record is from the annotation of a GenBank genome assembly.
GUAGAACUUUACAUAUGGCGUUUUGGGCAUGUUGUUGAAGCUUGGCUGUAAAUUAGAUACGAAAUAUUUGAUGUAAAUAAGGGUGUAUUGAUUUCAAUAUAGGCGAAACAAUUGAGGAUUAAGAGUUCGGAAUUGUUUCACUACCAUCAUUUGUAGCUCUAUUUCGAAAUGCCGUUUGGGUGAGUAUAGCUGCAAUUAUUUCAAAUUUGUUCUAGCAUAGGCAAACUUACUAACUUUUCUCACAACGAAUUGUCCCCGAUCAGUAAGUACGUCUAUUAUAAUCACUCAGCUGCUUAUGUUGUGGAAAAUAUUUUUGCAUACUUAUGUUAUCAAAACUGCCAUAGCCUGGCUUGUUGGCAUUUUUGUGGAUAAUGACCUACAUUUCUCUAAUGUUAGCUCAACAGUGGUUUGAAAAUUGUCUUAACAUUUAAAUUCGUUAUCCUUGUGUGUAGAGUUGUUCCGCACUUCUUUAUUAUCAGUGGUCCACACCCUAUGGCCUGCUGAGUCAUUGCAGAGGAAAAACGUGAUUUCUCUCAAUGUCUUAGAAAUCUCUUCCGGAGACCAUGGUCAUCCACAGCCAGACUUGAUGACAAAACAGUACUCAUAACUGGAGCCAACACUGGUAUUGGCAAAGAGACAGCGCUGGACCUGGCAAAGAGAGGUAGGCCUACAGUGAUACAUAAGCCAUGGUGAUAUUUCCAUACAGGAAUGUGUUGUAACAAUUAUGCAACAUGUUUCACCAUGACCUGUUGAAUGAGUCUUGGGCUAUUUCUCAAUUGGUUGUUCUUGAUUCCUCAAAUCCUCUCUCCUUGCCAAAAUGCUUUGGAGCCCAUGCUUUCCUCAUGUACGUUGGGAUGCCAAGCAGUAAAACACAUGAUUGACUAAUCAAUUGAUCAUAGUUUGCAAUUUGUAUAAUCAGUUGUGUUACAGGUUCUCAUCAAUUUGCUAAAGCUUUUAUGUAAAUCAGAAUACAACACGCAGUAGUAACUGUAGUAGUAUAUCAACAUUUGUCCAACAUGGCAGCAGGGGUGUUGUGCUGCCGGAGCGCGGAGGAGUGGAGCUGGUAAAACUAUUUUUGGAAAAUUAAUUCGGAUACAUUCUAAAUAAAUUAUAUUAAUUACCAUGAAAAAUCCAUGAAAAACUAUAGAAUGACAAACCAAAUAUGUGUAGUAGCCAAGGAGCUUGACCCUCUUCAAGUUGCCCUAGUCCUGCUUGGGAUAUUUAGCCUAAAUUGGCUAUUGGUUGAGACCAGAGGAGGUUGCUGAGGGGAGGACGGCUCAUAAUAAUAGCUGGAACGGAUCGAAUGGCAUCAAACACAUAGACACCAUGUGUUUGGUACCAUUUCACCUAUUCCGCUCCAGCCAUUACCAUGAACCUGUCCUCCCCAAUUAAGGUGCCACCAACCUCCUGUGGUUGAGAUGUAGGGUCCGUACUAGCUUGGUAUGUCAGGGUGGGCAAUUGGUAAUGUGAAUUGGGCCAAGUUGAAGGUAAAAAUGCAUUUAGGUUAUAGUUUAAGAUGCGUGAAUACACCACACCAAAAGCUUGAUUUUAUGGCUGUUUUAAAACUAAUUUCUAGGUAGUAAUGAUUUAUGUUCACUUCCUUUCAGCACAAGGAAGGGGGCUCCAAUCGCUUAAAAAGACAUCUCAUCAAGAUCUGUUGUCUACGCCUAAUAGUCAUACUCAUCUUAUUAUUAUUACAAUUACAAAUAUAUAAUCACUUCUAACGAUGGUGCUCAUUUAGUAAAAUUAGAUCAAAGCUGAAUCAAUGUCUCGCACGAUAACAUAAUGAUUCAUUAGCAUUUUACAUAACAGAACUGAAUAUAAUAGCAUAGCAUAGUAUGGUAGGCCUAUAACGUUACUGUUACAGCAAAAAACCCUCCUCAUUUCUAAUGAGAUUUUAAGAUGGUUAGCUGAAGCUGAAUAGUUUUCCCAUGCGCCUGUUGUGGGUUAUGCAUGGUUGUCUGACUAUGCAGGAUAUACAGUGCAUUCUGUAAGUAUUCAGACCCCUUUUUCCACAUUUUGUUUCCCUCAACCUACACACAAUACCCGAUAAUGACAAAGCGAAAACAGGUUUUUAGACAUUUUUGCAAAUGUAUUCAAAAUAAAAAACAGAUGCCUUAUUUACAUAAGUAUUCAGACCCUUUGCUAUGUGACUCGAAAUUGAGCUCAGGUGCAUCCUGUUUCCAUUGAUAAUCCUUUAUGUUUCUACAACUUGAUUGGAGUCCACCUGUGGUAAAUUCAAUUGAUUGGACAUGAGUUGGAAAGGCACAAACCUGUCUAUAUAAGGUCCCACAGUUGACAGUGCAUGUCAGAGCAAAAACCAAGCCAUGAGGUCGAAGGAAUUGUCUGUAGAGCUCCGAGACAGGAUUGUGUUGAGGCACAGAUCUAGAGAAGGGUACCAAAAAAUGUCUGCAUCAUUGAAGGUCCCCAAGAACACAGUGUCCUCCAUGAUUCUUAAAUGAAAGAAGUUUGGAAGCACCAAGACUCUUCCUAGAGCUGGCCGCCCGGCCAAACUGAGCAAUCUGGGGAGAAGGGCCUUGGUCAGGGAGGUGACCAGGAACCGAUGGUCACUCUGACAGAGCGCCAGAGUCCCUCUGUGGAAAUGGGACAACCAUCUCUGCAGCACUCCACAAAUCAGGCCUUUAUGGUAGAGUGGCCACUCUCAGCCACUCCUCAGUAAAAGGCACAUGACAGCUCACUUGGAGUUUGCCAAAAGGCACCUAAAGGACUCUCAGACCAUGAGAAACAAGAUUCUCUGGUCUGAUGAAACCAAGAUUUAACUAUUUGGCAUUAAUGCCAAGCGUCACGUCUGGAGGAAACCUGGCACCAUCCCUACGGUGAAGCAUGGUGGUGGCAGCAUCAUGCUGUGGGGAUGUUUUUCAGCGACAGGGACUGGGAGACUAGUCAGUAUCGAGGGAAAGAUGAACGGAGCAAAGUACAGAGCGAUGCUUGAUGAAAACCUGCUCUAGAGCGCUCAGGACCUCAGACUGGGGCGAAGGUUCACCUUCCAAUAGGACAACAACCCUAAGCACACAGCCAAGACAACGAAGGAGUGGCUUCGGGACAAGUCUCUGAAUGUCCUUGAGUGGCCCAGCCAGAGCCCGGACUUUCUGUGCAGCGAUGCUCCCCAUCCAACCUGACAGAUCUUGAGAGGAUCUGCAGAGAGGAAUGGUAGAAACUCCCCAAAUACAGGUGUGCCAAGCUUGUAGAGUCAUACCCAAGAAGACUCGAGGCUAUAAUCGCUGCCAAAGUACUAUCAUGGUCCAAACACACCAAGACAGUCGUGAAGAGGGCACGACAACGCCUAUUCCCCCUCAGGAGACUGAAAAGAUUUGGCAUGGGUCCUCAGAUCCUACAGCUGCACCAUCGAGAGCAUCCUGACUGGUUGCAUCACCGCCUGGUAUGGCAACUGCUCGGCUUCCAACCGCAAGGCGCUACAGGGGGCCAAGCUUUCUGCCAUCCAGGACCUCUAUACCAGGCGUGUGUCAGAGCAAGGCCCUAAAAAUUGCCAACGACUCCAGCCACCCUAGUCAUAGACUGUUCUCUCUGGUACCGCACGGCAAGCGGUAACGGAGCGCCAAGUCUAGUUCCAAAAGGAUUCUUAACAGCUUCUACCCCCAUGCCAUAAGACUGCUGAACAGCUAAUCAAAUUGCUACCCGGACUGUUUGCAUUGACCCCCCCCCCCCCCCCCCGCCCCUUUUUUUUACGCUGCUGCUACUCGCUGUUUAUUAUCUAAUAUCUAUGCAUUGUCACCUUACCCCUACCUACAUGUACAUAUUACCUCAAUUACCUUGACUAACCUGUACCCCCGCACAUUGACUCGAUACCGGUACCCCCUGUAUAUAGCCACUUUAUUGUUGGUCUUUAAUUUUUACAUUAGUUUAUUUAGUAAAUAUAUUUAUUUAGUUAACUCUUAUUUUUCUUAACUGCAUUGUUAGUUAAGGGCUUGUAAGCAUUUCACGGUAAGGUCUACACCUGUUGUAUUCGGCGCAUGUGACAAAUACAAUUUCAUUUGAGUAAAGGGUCUGAAUACUUAUGUAAAUGUGAUAUUUCUGUAUUUUUUUAUGAAUACAUUUGCUACAAUUACAAAACCUGUUUUUGCUUUGUCAUUAUGGGGUAUUGUGUUUUAGAUUGAGGAUUUUUUUUUUUUAAUCCAUUUUAAAAUAAGGCUGUAACAUAACAGUGGAAAAAGUCCAGGGGUCUGAAUACUUUCCAAAUGUACUGUAUGCUUUGAUUGAAACGAAAUACAAGCAAGGCUAAUAGUUUGUUAACUCCAUCUGCUCUAAUUCGCUCACGAAACAGUAAUUGAAGAAGAUAUAAAUGCAUAUUCCCAUGAAACUGAUUGAGAUCAAUCAAAUGAUUGGCAUAGAGAUGCAGUUUGGACGUUUCACCGGUUAAACGUGAAGUAUUAUCAUUCACGAUUGACAGUGAUGAUGGCCAAUUUUGAAAUUAGGUUUUACAAAUGUGAAGGUUUUAAAAAUAUCACAUUUUCUUGAGACAAUAUGUGUGGGCAUAGGUAGAGGAUGCAUUUUAUGCAUAUUCUAUAAUUAUAUGCUAUUCAAUUGGCUACAUCUGUCAGUACAAACUUUGAGGAAAUUAUGACACGUUUACUUUUUGUAUUAUUUAUUUUAAUGUAUAUUUCCUCACCUAAAAAAUAGCACUACACCACUGCAUAGAAGGUGAAGCCAGACAGUCUUGUUGAUGUUUGUGACUGUCCAGCAGGGGUUGCUGCUGUUUAUUCUUUUACCCAGAUAUUUGUGGGAUCCUUCCAUUUUAGAAUUAAAAAAUGUAUGUAGCUAUGAAUGUUCUGUCAAUAUCCUCCUGAAAAGCCUGUAUGAUUGACAUCCUGAGUUGAAUUCUGAUUAGGCUGGAAUAAUUUUCAUCCACAAUAUUCCCCCAACAAAUUUCUUUAUAGGGGCCAGGAUAAUAAUGGCCUGCAGAGACAUGGAGAAAGCUGAGGGGGCCCUGAAAGAAGUUAUAGAAGGAUCUGGCAGCCAAAAUGUUGUCAUCAAGAAGCUUGAUUUGUCAGAUACCAAGUCCAUCCGGGAGUUUGCAGAGACCAUCAACAAGGGUAAGAGAAAGUAAGACGUGACUUGACACUUUUGUCAGUUGCUUAGUUACUCCACAUGGUAUCUCUAUAGAGAAAAUCAAUUUGAAUUCAAUCACUUUUUGACAGCACCCCUUUUGAUUUGAAAGAAACCUUCCAUACAUAUUUGCCAAUUUGUAGAAGUGCUUAGAAAGUUCAUUUUUGGACCUGGAUGCCAAAACAUUCAAUAAAUAAAGGUGCUCAAAGUCGACACAUUUUACGUACCCCACCAUACCAUGAGACAUCCAUGUCUCCAUCACUGCAAAAGAUAAACGGUUGAGGUUGAUAUCAUUUAAAAGCUUACAAACAGGGUUGUCAAACUAUUUUAUAAUUUCUGGAAAAAAAUGCUUUUAAUCAAAAUUGUCAUUCUUUAUCUAAAACCGCGUAACAAUAUAUAUAUUUUUUUAUGUUCGGAUAUGUUGGAGCUUAGACCCUAUUUUACAUCAAGGUUUUUGUGUUGUGCCUGCCAUUGGUUGAGAGACAACAUGGUCUUGAUACAGUGUGGGUGUCAUGUUUUGGCUGGAAAAUGUAAUUCCCAUUUUAGUACAUUUAAACUUUCAAAUGGUACCACAGUGAUGGUUGGAGGUCCACACAUCAGAGAAUGUUGACCUGAAUGGGAAUAUCUGUUUUAAAUUAUACUGUCUAUCUUCCAUAGGAAACCUAUUGAAAUCAUAGAAAUAUAGAUAAUAGAAUAUACCAUUUUAAGUUGACAUUCAACGGUGGGUGGACCGGUGGUCAUCUUUGAGGUACUUAGAAGUUAAAAUGUCAAUUUAAUGUACAGUUGUGAUCAAAAGUUUUGAGAAUGACACAAGUAUUGGUCUUCACAAUGUUUGCUGCUUCAGUGUUAUGAUAUAUUUUUGUCAGAUGUUACUAUGGUAUACUGAAGUAUAAUUACAAGCAUUCCAUAAGUGUUUAUGCAAAGAGUCAAUAUUUGCAGUGUUGACUGUUCUUUUUCAAGACCUCUGCAAUCUGUCCUGGCAUGCUGUCAAUUAACUUCUGGGCCACAUCCUGACUGAUGGCAGCCCAUUCUUGCAUAAUCAAUGCUUGGAGUUUGUCAGAAUUUGUGGGUUUUUGUUUGUCCACCCGCCUCUUGAGGAUCGACCACAAGUUCUCAAUGGGAUUAUGGUCUGGGGAGUUUCCUGGCCAUGGACCCAAAAUGUCGAUGUUUUGUUCCCUGAGCCACUUAGUUAUCACUUUUGCCUUAUGGCAAGGUGCUCCAUCAUGCUGGAAAAGGCAUUGGUCGUCACCAAACUGUUCUUGGAUGGUUGGGAGAAGUUGCUCUCGGAGGAUGUGUUGGUACCAUUCUUUAUUCAUGGCUGUGUUCUUAGGCACAAUUGUGAGUGAGCCCACUGCCUUGGCUGAGAAGCAACCCCACACAUAAAUGGUUUCAGGAUACUUUACUGUUGGCAUGACACAGGACUGAUGGUAGCGCUUACCUUGUCUUCUCCGGACAAGGUGUUUUCCGGAUGCCCCAAACAAUCGGAAAGGGGAUUCAUCAGAGAAAAUGACUCAGCAGUCCAAUCCCUGUACCUUUUGCAGAAUAUCAGUCAGUCCCUGAUGUUUUUCCUGGAGAGAAGUGGCUUAUUUGCUGCCCUUCUUGACACCAGGCCAUCCUCCAAAAGUCUUCGCCUCACUGUGCGUGCAGAUGCACUCACACCUGCCUGCUGCCAUUCCUGAGCAAGCUCUGCACUGGUGGUGCCCCGAUCCCGCAGCUGAAUCAACUUUAGGAGACGGUCCUGGCGCUUGCUGGACUUUCUUGGUUGCCCUGACGCCUUCUUCACAACAAUUGAACCUGUCUCCUUGAAGUUCUUGAUGAUCCGAUAAAUGGUUGAUUUAGGUGCAAUCUUACUAGCAGCAAUAUCCUUGCCUGUGAAGCCCUUUUUGUGCAAAGCAUUGAUGACGGCACGUGUUUCCUUGCAGGUAACCAUGGUUAACAGAGGAAGAACAAUGAUUUCAAGCACCACCCUCCUUUUAAAGCUUCCAGUCUGUUAUUCUAACUCAAUCAGCAUGACAGAGUGAUUUCCAGCCUUGUCCUCGUCAACACUCUCACCUGUGUUAACGAGAGAAUCACUGACAUGAUGGCAGCUGGUCCUUUUGUGGCAGGGCUGAAAUGCAGUGGAAAUGUUUUUUGGGGAUUAAGUUUAUUUUCAUGUCAAAGAGGGACUUUGCAAUUAAUUGCAAUUUAUCUGAUCACUCUUCAUGACAUUCUGGAGUAUAUGCAAAUUGCCAUCAUCAAAACUGAGCCAGCAGACUUUGUGAAAAUUAGUAUUUGUGUCAUUCUCAAAACUUUUGACCACGACUGUACUGUUCUGACACGGUGGUGCACAUGUAGCCUAUAACCUGUUUUAGAGAAAUGUCAUCAUUGAAUAUUGUAAGAGCUUUCAUUGUCUGCUUAUAUGCCACCUUUAUUUAUCCCACGGUUCUGACUUUGUGUACAGGGAGUACACUGUAAGAACGGCCCAUGUUCUGAAUUCUGUCGCUGUACAUUUCAAAAGUGCUGAACAAAUAGUUAUAUUGACUACGUCCGUCCUAGCUCCCUCAUUUAAUGUCUUAAUUACAGAUUGCCUCUUAUCCAAUUGUCUUCCCCUUUUGCCAUAGUUUGUACAUCUCAAUUGUCAGUAGAAACCACAUUUAUUUAAGCAAGUCAGCCAUAUCAGCUAUGGUUUUUUUUAAGGCAGUAAAUGAGGCUGAAUGAACUGUUUCGCUGCCAGACAAGGCUCCGCUGAUAGCCAGGUGGUAAGGUGUUGGGACACUGCUGUUGGGACAGCUUUAUGUAGGCCCUACCAGUUUGUGGGCACAGUUUGUCACCGUUAUAGUGCAAUUAAUGUGUUGUGUAGUGGCUUUGCUGGCAUGCAUCCCCCCGCCCAACUGUUUUUUUUGCCCCACCAAGAUUUACAUGCUAAAAUCGCUACUGCAAACAUGUAUGGAAAGUUGUUUUAAAUCCAAAAGGAAUGCUGUCGAAAAGUGAUUGAAUUCAAAUGGAUUUACCCUAUACUGCUUGUAUUUUACCAUAGCCACCUGCUUAAUGCAAACCUCAGAUGCUCUUUUCAACAUAUACAGGCUUGAUUGUAUCACAACUUCAUUGAUACAAUGGAUUGAUUCAUUUGCACUCCUGACCAACAUUUUAGACAUUUCACAUUUUGAAUACCCUUUUCUAUAGAGGAGACAAAACUCAACAUCCUCAUCAACAAUGCUGGUGUCAUGGUGUGUCCGCACGGGAAAACGGCUGAUGGAUUUGAAAUGCAGAUUGGUGUCAACCACAUGGGUAAGUGAAACUAUGUAGCACAGGGAAGUGGAGCAAAAUUAUUAUUUUGGCAGACCUCACAUAAAUCUAAAAGAGCACGGACGUACCACAUAUCAUUGAUAAGUGAGAAGAAUGUUUAACUGCGAAACGUCUGUACUAGUACCCAUUCCCAUAAGGAAGUGCUAAUUUAGCUGCUUAAAACAGACACGGGCGCAACUAUGGGGCAAAACAGACUGGGUUGGCUUAGAUUGUUUACAAUAUGUAAGCUAUUUUUCGUUUCCAAUGUUUAUUGAAAACAUAAAUAAAUUAUCACAAUGAGCACUUGUCUCUCAUACAUCGUUAGUUGUUGGUUAGCUAGUUUGACUUGGUGUCAAGAACAAGGUGAAACGAGCAACUUACGAUUCCCCACAUGGCAGUUUGUUGUCAUUCUUGCUAGCAAUCUGUCCAUCCAGAAUCACAACACGCUGACUUCUGCCCCAUGGAAGUGCGCACAUCGUUUUCGUGAUGUUGUCAGCUAACCCAUCUGUAAUAUAAGGAAGUGUGAUAAUGAAUUCAGUUAUUGUCUUUCUUAUGAUUUAUAAGUUCAGUCAACACAUUCUAAAGUUAUGUAGAGGAGAUGUAAUGAAAGGUCAGAUCACAAGUGAUACUAACUAAUCCACUGCAUUGAAGAUGACCAAGAAGUCCAUCACCAGAACAUGAUUUUUGCACAAUCACAUUUCAAAUGCAUGAAUCAAAUACAACUAAUCAACAUCAAAUCUACCAAUCAAAAGCUUUCAAAGCACCCCAUCUUGUCGCUUAGGUCACUUCCUGUUGACCCACUUAUUGAUUGACCUGAUCAUAAGGUCGACCCCGGCCAGGAUCAUCAAUGUGUCCUCCAUGGCUCAUUCCUGGGGCACCAUCAACCUGGACGACAUCAACAGUGAGAAGGGCUAUGACAAGAAGAAAGCCUACAGCCAGAGCAAGCUAGCUAACAUCCUCUUCACCCGCUCCCUGGCCAAGAAGCUACAAGGUUUGGGUUUGUCCACUACUUCUGAGGCUUAUACUGUAGCUGUUUCUCUGGGUGUUUGUCAUAGUUAUAAUCAUGGAGUCCCAAAGAAUCAAAAAACAAUAAUGACGAUUAUGUUAUUACUGCAUAAUUAACAUUUUACCACGUAAGUUCAUAACAAAUACCUGGUCAUUUCUGUUACCGUAAAAUAAAGUGCUACCACAGGAUUUCUGAAGGUUAUUUGAAGCUGCAACCCUUUUGUCAAAAGUAUUGAAUUGAAUUGUCCUCUAUCAGGCACAGGUGUGACAGCAUACUCCCUCCACCCUGGCGUGGUUCAGACUGACCUGUGGCAGCACCUGAACGCACCUCAGGCAGCUAUAAUGAAGAUGAUCAGUCCCUUCACCAAGACAUCCGUCCAGGGAGCUCAGACCACUAUCUACUGUGCUGUGGCCCCUGAACUGGAAACCGAGAGUGGUGGAUAUUACAGGUAAACAAAUGUGUAUAUACACUGAGUAUACAAAACAUUAACUGACCAGGUGAAUCUAGGUGAAAGCUAUGAUCCCUUAUUGAUUUCACUAGUUAAAUCCACUUAAAUCAGUGUAGAUGAAGGGGAGGAGACAGGUCAAAGAAGGAUUUGUAAGCCUUGAGAUAAUUGAGACAUGGAUUGUGUAUGUGUUAAAUUGAGGGUGAAUGGGCAAAACAAAAGAUUUAAGUGCCUUUGAACGGGGUAUGGUAGUAGGUGCCAGGCGCACCGGUCUGUGUCAAGAACUGCAACGCUGCUGGGUUUUUCCACGCUCAACAGUUUCCUGUGUGUAUCAAAAUUGGUCCACCACCCAAAGGACAUCCAGCCAACUUGACACAACUGUGGUAAGCAUUGGAGUCGACAUGGGCCAGCAUCCCUGUGGAACGCUUUCAACACCUUGUAGUCCAUGCCCCGACGAAUUAAGGUUGUUCUGAGGGCAAAGGAGGGGGAGAGGAGGGGGCAACUUAAUAUUACACUGAACAAAAAUAUAAACUCAACAUGUAAAGUGUUGGUCCAUGUUUUAUGAGCUGAAAUCAAAGAUCCCAGAAAUGUACCAUACGCAUAAAAACAUUAUGUAUCUCAAAUUUUGUGCACAAAUUUGUUUACAUCCAAGGUAAGUGAGCAUUUCUCCUUUGCCAAGAGAACACAUCCACCUGACAGGUGUGGCAUAUCAGGAAGCUGACUAAACGGCAUGAUCAUUACACAGGUGCACCUUGUGCUGGGGGCAAUAAAAGGCCACUCUAAAAUGUGCAGUUUUGUCACUCAACAUGAUGCCACAGAUAUGUCAAGUUUUGAGGGAGGGUGCAAUUGGCAUUCUGACUGCAGCAAUGUCCACCAGAGCUGUUGCCAGAGAAUUUAAUGUUCACGUCUCUACCAUAAGCUGCCUCCAACGUCGUUUUAGAGAAUUUGGCAGUACGUCCAACCGGCCUCACAACCGCAGACCACGUGUAUGGCGUUGUGUGGGCGAGCGGUUUGCUGAUGUCAACAUUGCGAACAGUGUGCCCCAUGGAUGGCGGUGGGGUUAUGGUAUAGGCAGGCAUAAGCUACGGACAACGAACACAAUUGCAUUUUAUCGAUAGCAAUUUGAAUGUACAAAAAGAUCCUGAGGCCCAUUUUUUCUUUUAAGGUAUCUGUGACCAACAGAUGCAUAUCUGUAUUCCCAGUCAUGUGAAAUCCGUAGAUUAAGGCCUAAUGAAUUUAUUUCAAUUGACUGAUAUGAACUGUAACUCAGUCAAAUCAAUGAAAUUGUUGCAUGUUGUGUUUGUUUUUGUUCAGUAUAGGAAGGUGUUCCUAAUGUUUGGUAUACUCAGUGUAUAUGCAUAUGCAUGAUGUUUAUAUUUAGUUUUAAAUAAAUCUGUGAGUGAGAUUCUUCCAGCUUCAUCAAUGUAUUUAGUAGAGAUGACAUUUUCAUUUGUUCUAAUAUUAUUGUAUUUGUAUGUAGUAUUUUAUAUUAAACUGUGUUAGAUACAUGAUCAUCUUGUCUGUGUGCCCACAGUGACUGCGCACAAGCCAACUGCUCAAGCUCUGCUUCAGAUGACGACACGGCCCAGAAACUGUGGGAGCUAAGCUGCCAGAUGCUUUCUCUAUCAUGGGAUUGAAUAACUCAGAAAUAGUGUAUGGUUUACAUUGAGAUGUAUGAGCACUGAAAUGCUAUGAGCACUGAAGAGUACAACAAAUGUACAGCAUUUUAAAUUAAAGUCCUUUGUCCAAUGGAUAUAUUCCAACAUAUCAUAUUAUGAUGUGGUAUUUUAAUUGAAAUUAUGUGGUUGACAGAUCUUGUAGAUGUAACAUUAAAAAAUACAAUUUAACAUGGUUGAUUGCCACUGGCAUUUGAUGAGAUGGAAUACAUGGUUGAUAUUCUUAUUUUUUUAUACUGUACAUAUAUAGUCAUAUAAUAUUGCACAUUAUUAUUAUCCGUCAGGUUGGAUGGGGAGUGUCGC